AUGAACAAGACACAAUUGCGAGAGCAACAGCAUGUUUUUUCUUCACAGCCGAUCUUUCAGGAAGGUAUCGACGUGCAUUCGAACAUUAUCAAUGAUGAGCGUAGAUUCGCAGUUGAAGUGGACUGCUAUCAAUUCAAACCAGAAGAAAUUCAGGAUGACACUUUGAUGAUCGAAGGACGGCACGAAGAUGUCCGCGAUCGUGACAAUUUCACAAAAAUGUACUUUGUACGAAAGUACCAAAUGCCGCAUGAUGGCCGUCUGACAGUCGAGGCGCCACGUCGUUACGCCGUAACCGGAAGAGACCGUGUGAUUCCAAUUGAAGGUGCAAGAUCCUCAUCGUCGCAACGUAUUCAUGAAUCAUCCUACACAAGUGAGUCCGGAAGACCCUAG
Strongylus vulgaris is the source of this 390-nucleotide messenger RNA. The record is from the annotation of a GenBank genome assembly. Lineage: Eukaryota; Metazoa; Nematoda; Chromadorea; Rhabditida; Strongylidae.